Rotaria sp. Silwood2 is the source of this 1008-nucleotide messenger RNA. The record is from the annotation of a GenBank genome assembly. Lineage: Eukaryota; Metazoa; Rotifera; Eurotatoria; Philodinida; Philodinidae.
AUGUUUAAAACAGCUGUAUUACUAUCUCAAAAAUAUAAUAGAAGAAUAGAAGAACAAUUAAUAGGAUGGCGAUCAGAAGAAACUGAUGGUGAUAUAAUUGAUCCUCUUAGUAAAACAUGUCAAGCAUUGUCUGUUUCAAAUAUCGUUGGCAUUGUAGGUCCAGGAUUAUCAAGAAAAGCUCAUUUAUUAGCUGCUUUUAGUAAAAGAAUAGGUAUACCUGUUAUAUCAUAUAGGGUAACUGAUCCUGAGUUAUCUGAUCAAAAUGCUUUUCCAAAUUUUUAUCGUACAGUUCCAUCAGAUAAUUCAACUGCAUUAGCAAUUGUAAAAUUAUUUAUUCAAUUUAAUUCAACGUCAUGUAUACUUAUUUAUCAAAAUGAUCCAUUUGGAUCUGGAGCAGCUAAAGUAAUACAUGAAUUAUUUAUUCAUAAUGAUUUACUCGUUGAAAAGUUUAUAAUCUUUGAUCUUGCUACUCUUCGUAUUCGAGGUGAUUUGAAAACCUAUUUAAUGAAUAGUGCAACUAGAAUUGUUAUUUUAUGGGUUCAACCAAAUUAUGUGCAUUCUAUUCUAAGUAAUGCUCUUAAACAUGAUGCAGCUUAUCAAAUUUGGCAAAAAUAUGAGCCAGAAUCAUUUCCUGGAUCAACAAAAGUAAAUUUUUAUGCAUUAUUUGCAUUCAAUGCAACAUGGUCAUUAAUUCAAUCAUUAGACAAACUUUGUUCAACAAUGAGAAAUGAUUCUUCUUCAUAUGUGUCAUUUACUGAAUCUUCAUUGUGUUUUCAUCGUCGUUUUGUUCACUCUGAUUUAUUAUUGAAUACAUUGAGUAGAACAGAUUUUCUUGGUGUAUCUGGUCCUAUAAAAUUUACUUCUAAUACAACCGAUCGAAUUAAUGGUUCGCAUUAUUAUGUACAAAAUGUUCAACGUUCUUCAAAUGGCUUAAAUUUUGUACCAGUAUUAGAAUAUGUUGAUUCUGAUGAUUGGAAAAUGUUCAAGGACACAAGUGUUAUUAUUUGA